Molecule: messenger RNA, 381 nt
Organism: Phaedon cochleariae (mustard beetle)
Lineage: Eukaryota; Metazoa; Arthropoda; Insecta; Coleoptera; Chrysomelidae
Source: the annotation of a GenBank genome assembly
AUGGCUUAUUCCUCGAAGCAGAAUACAUUUAUUGUAAUGUCUUAUUAUCGAAAUGGCACAUUCAUCAAUGGUGGAUGGAGUUACUCGGUAGUAGCCUGUAAGGAUGAGUACCUGGCGAAAUAUUCUAAUGUACAGAUUCAAGAAUUUUCUUUGAAAGCCCACAUCAGAACAGUGAUGAACAGAUUCAUCCAAAAUGGAAACGUUAAUAAAAAGAAAUCAACAGGAAGGCCCCAAAUAUCGGAAGAAGUUGUCGAAAAUCUAAGGGCGCGUGUUGAGCAAAAUCCCCAAACGUCAUUGAAGAGAUUAUCUUCACAAUCUGGUGUGCCACUAAGUACAUACCAUAAAGUGCUCAAGGAAAGGUUGCAUUUGUACCCUUACUAG